Cladophialophora psammophila CBS 110553 is the source of this 1545-nucleotide messenger RNA. RefSeq lists its product as uncharacterized. Gene Ontology annotation, molecular function: oxidoreductase activity, acting on paired donors, with incorporation or reduction of molecular oxygen; monooxygenase activity; heme binding. Lineage: Eukaryota; Fungi; Ascomycota; Eurotiomycetes; Chaetothyriales; Herpotrichiellaceae. The record is from RefSeq and is a predicted model, not a curated record. The transcript has 4 exons. The coding region runs from base 1 to 1545 and encodes 514 amino acids.
AUGUCUUACUUGUAUUCGAGCCUGAUCAUUUCGGGUCUGAUCUGCCUCACAUAUGUCUACGGGCUUGUCAUAUACAGACUACAUUUUCACCCGCUAGCCCGAUUCCCCGGGCCCAAGUACGCGGCAGUGAGCAGAUGGCAUGAAUACUACUACGAUGUUCAUUUGCAGGGGAAGUUUAUCUUUCACAUAAAAGCCCUGCACGAAAAGUACGGGCCCAUUGUUCGCAUCACGCCAGACGAGGUCCAUAUUCUAGAUUCAGAUUUUUGGGAAACCAUCUUUACAAAGGCUGGAAGGGUCGACAAAUACGCCUGGAUGUCCGGCCGCUUCGGCAACGAGAACUCAGUGUUGAGUACUGCUCCAGACGAGUUGCAUCGCAUACGACGAAACGCUUUGAAUCCUUUCUUCUCCCGAAAGAGAAUCAUCGAUCUCCAGGUUAUAAUCCGCAAGAAGCUCAACAAGUUGAUUGCCAAAGGACAAGAAUAUCAGAAGUCUGGCGCUCCGUUACCUGUCAACAGGGGCUAUAUGGCCCUAGCGGAAGACGUUAUCAUGGAAUACUGUUUUGCUCAUGACUACAAUAGUCUUGAUGUUCCUGGCUGGUCACUUAUUCUUCAUGACCCAUUCAGGGCCGUUAGCAUUAGUGGGAAUAUGUCGCUGCAAUUCCCUUUGGUGCCAAAGAUCUUGAACUGCUUGCCACAGGCCUGGCUCGUCAAGCUGGAACCAUUGUAUGCCCUUGUUUUCAAGAUGCAAAGAGACUUUGCCAAACAAAUCGUCGACUUGAAGGCGGGUAAGAUUGAUGCCCUUGCCGCAAAAACUGAUCACCCAACAGUGUUUUCGGAGCUGCUUCGUGGCGACCUGCCUUUGAGUGAGAAAUCCGACCGCCGCCUACAGGACGAGGCACAGUUGAUAAUUGGAGCUGGGCUCGCCACCACUGGCUGGACACUCAGCGUGGCCACCUUCUACAUUUUGAGCGAUCCAAGUGUCCUGGGACGCCUGCGUAAAGAGCUCGAGGAAGCCAUUCCAGCCGUCAACGAGCUAGACCCCAGUGCACCAUUGGAAUGGACGGAACUAGAAAGGCUUCCAUAUCUGUCAGCCUGCAUUAAAGAAGCCAUCAGGCUGUCCUAUUCCACCACAUCGCGCAAUGCUCGUCUAUUUCCCAAACCAGUCCAAUACGGCGAGUGGACCAUUCCGGCCAGGACGCCGAUUUCGAUGACAAUUCCUUUUCUCAACCACGAUGAAGAAAUCUUCCCUAACUCGACGUCCUUUGUUCCUGAAAGGUGGCUUGACUCACCAAAAGCCAAGAAUGGAUCCAGCCUAGACCGGUACUUUGUGGGGUUUGGUAAAGGCACGAGGUCUUGUUUGGGCAUCAACCUCGCAUACGCCGAGCUCUAUUUGACCCUGGCAGCUAUGUUCCGGUAUUUUGAAUUUGAGCUGUAUGAGACCGACAAUAGUGAUGUGGAGUUGGCUCACGACUUCUUUCUUCCGUUUCCCAAGCUUGACUCCCAGGGCAUCCAGGUGAUAGUAAAGCCAACCGAGAAGAGUGGUUGA